AUAACACUAUCAUCAUGAUAUCUCUCUUUAGACAUCAUUUACUUAUGAAGAAACACACACUAUAUAGAGUAGUAUUGGUGUAUCACACUACCAGUUAAACUUCAAUAUGAGAAGAAUACAAAUUGAUGAUAAUGAUCUUGGGAAAAAUCAUUUCCCCAUACUUAAGCUUUUAGAUUCAUCUCUGAGGCUCUUUGCAGUUCCUCUCUCUGUAGCAACCGUUUGGAUUACUGUCACAAAUAAGGAGGACAACCCUAGCUAUGGAAUACUCAAAUAUAGCAACCUUUCCGGUCUCAGGUAUAUGGUUUUUGUGAGUGCUCUUUGUGCUAGUUAUGCUACUGUUGCUGCAGUUUGCACAUGGAUUAGAUAUCUAGUAACCAAAGCAUGGAUUUUCUUUAUAACUGAUCAGGUUGUAGCCUAUUUAAUGCUGACAUCAGUUGCUGCAACCAUGGAGAUAUACUACCUGGCUUAUAAUGGAGCCAAGGAAGAUUCUUGGAGUCAAGCCUGCAGUUCAUAUGGCAAAUUUUGCAGCAAAGUGAAGCUGGCUUUGAUCUUCCAUAUGAUUACUUUUGCAUGUUUCUUUGUUUUAUCUGUAAUUUCAGCUUUUAGAGCCUUCAGUGUUUUUGAUCCGCCAUCUGUCAAUUCUCAAUAUGUGCAAGAAGAAGAUAGACAUUAGUUGUAUGCUUUGCUUUUGUGGA
Molecule: messenger RNA, 695 nt
Organism: Vicia villosa (hairy vetch)
Lineage: Eukaryota; Viridiplantae; Streptophyta; Magnoliopsida; Fabales; Fabaceae
Product: CASP-like protein 2D1
Exons: 3
Coding region: 107-673 (188 amino acids)
Source: RefSeq, a predicted model, not a curated record